AUGUACACUUUUGCCCCUGACUUGCUUUUACACGUUUUUGAGCUGUUGACCCAGACAAACAUCCGAAAAUCUUCGUGGGAGAAGCUUCCGCAGAGCAAACUCCUUCAGCCCACUCCCAAAGCUCGUUGGCUUCUCCUGCAAGCGUGGAUCACCCAUCCCCCUCCCAAAAUACCGGCUGCCGUUUCACCACCCACCGCUCCCGAAAGGGGAAAAUCGCGCGUCCAUGCUGUAAGAGCUUCAAGUUCCUUUCAUUUUUCUCCCCAUGUGUCGUUCUUUGUUGAUUUCCUUUCGGGUGCCAGCUUCGGUCCUGUGAGUGUGCAGCUGAAGCUAACUUCCCAAGACCUGCGAUUUUGGCGAAGCAACUCGGAUUCUCGUCCAUUCCGGCAUCUGGGGUUGAGUAUGUCUGCAAAUAGUGAUGCAUCGAGUGGCCGUCCAUUAUGUCGCUGUGGAGCUGUAGCGUUCGUAAGGUAUUCCUGGACAAAUGAUAACUACAGCAGAAAGUGGUAUGGGUGCGAAAAGUAUAAGCAAGUUGGUGAUUGUGGCUUCUUUCUUUGGGCUGACAACGAGAUGACAACUUACGAAAAAAGAAUCAUGCGACGCUUGAAGGAUAUAGAAGAGCAAACCCGGGCAGAAAUUGGUAGACUUGAAAAAUUGUUGGCUGCCGAACAAGCACAGUAUAGAACACACCUAGAAAACAUGUUUCAGUCUAGGGAUGAGAUGUGGAAAUCUCUGGUAGCGAAUAACCAGUCUAGGGCAGUCAAGUUCCAAUUUAAACAAAUGACGUAUCAAGCAGUCUUAGCCUUGCUUGUCCUGCUAGUGUUCCUUUAUGUUGGCGGUUACAAUGCAUCUAGUGGUAGCAAGUUGAUGUUAAAAUGAAUUAUUUCAUAGUAA
Corylus avellana is the source of this 891-nucleotide messenger RNA. The record is from RefSeq and is a predicted model, not a curated record. Lineage: Eukaryota; Viridiplantae; Streptophyta; Magnoliopsida; Fagales; Betulaceae.